GGUCUGUUUUUUUAGAUCGCGUCCACACAACAUCGUGACUCAAUGAUAACAACGCGGCGGCGAUCACUUUCUCUUUCACCCACACGUGUGGUUCCGACCAUUGGACUGAACCCGGUGUCAUGCUUCUCUCCGGGUAUCAACACGUUGCGCCUGCGCCCUGAACCGACGUGUCUUUUCCCCUCCUCAGUGUGAGGUAUGUUGAUUUGCUUUAGAACCCGCAGCUGCUGCACAGAGCAGAUCCGGAGAAGGACAUCAGACCCACGGACAACCCACAGCGACACACCCGCCUCCCGGAUCAUCCCUCUGGGGCUGAGACCGAGCAAUAUGCCGUCGAGAGCCGGAUGAGCCGUCUCGGUUUGGUUCUCUUUAAUGUGGAAGAGGCUCUCUCUCUCUCUCUCUCGCUCUCUCUCUCUCAUGCAUUCUGAAUGAUCCUCCGCAGCCAGCUCCACGUAUUGAGAUGAUCUAUUUCUGUGAUGGCGAAGGGUCUGUUUCCACGGGCCUGGGUGAAAAAGUCUUUCUAUUUCCAGGCUCGAAUCUCCUUUGUUCGAGUGAAGUACCUUUUCCUGACAUGGCUGACCGUGCUGGUGGGGAGCUGGGUCCUGUACGUGCAAUACUCGGCCUACACAGAGGUGUGCAGAGGACACGAGUGCAAGAACGCCAUUUGUGAUCAAUACAGGAAGGGGAUCAUCGAUGGCUCUGCCUGCAGCAGCCUGUGUGACAAAGAAACCCUCUAUUUGAGCAGGUGUCAGUCAACACUGCCAAACAACCAGGUAUACACAGGUAGCUGGGGGGACCAUGACGGAAUCAUCCGCUGUAAGCUGGGGGAGCUUUUGCACUACGAGCUGGGCGAGGAGCCGGAGCCUCGGAGGGAGUCACCCGUGUUCGACAAGCCCACCAAAGGCACAUCAGUGGAGAAGUUCAAAGAAAUGGUCUUCAAUCACCUCAAGUCUAAGCUUGGAGAGCAGGCCAACCUCGCCAGCCUCGUCAGCCAGAUCCUGUCUGUCGCCGAUGGCAACAGAGACGGACGGGUGUCCCUGCCAGAGGCUCGCUCCACGUGGGCCCUCCUGCAGAUGGACGAGGUGCUGUUGGGCCUGCUGCUCCAGGACCGGGGACACACUCCUCGCCUGAUGGGCUACUGCGGGGACCUGUACAUGACAGAGCGGGUCCCCUACGGGCCGCUGUACGGUUUGUCUCUCCCAUGGCCGCUGGUGUCCUGGGUGCCGAGCAGUUUGCAGCGCACCAUAGACCAGUGGUUCACGCCUUCUUGGCCUCGCAAAGCCAAGAUAUCCAUGGGUCUGCUGGAGCUGGUAGAGGACAUCUUCCACGGCACAUACGGCAGCUUCCUGAUCUGCGACCUCGCCGCCGCACACUUCGGUUACACCGACCGCCACGAGAUCCGUCUCACCAACACCGGAGCCGUGGUUUCCGAGGACGAGUUCAGACGCACCAUGCGUGUGCUGAAGUGCGAGACGGAUGCUGACUGCGUGUACGGGGUGGACUGCCGGACAUCGUGCAACGUGUCGGAGAAGCGGUGCAGGGAGGAGCCCAUCCAGCCGAACUUGGCGAAAGCAUGCGGUGCACUUAAGGACUACAUCCUGCGUGGGGCGCCGUCAGCGAUGAGGGAGGAACUGGAGAGGCAGUUGUACGCCUGUAUGGCUCUGAAGGGGAACGCUGGACAGAUGAACAUGGAGCACUCGCUAAUCCUCAACAACCUGAAAGCUCUGCUGUGGAGACAGAUCUCUCACACCAAGGACUCGUGACGAGGAGAAGAAAUCCUUCUCGAAUCAGUUCCUCACGUAGAGCUGAGUAUUGAAGAUGCUGUGAUAUAGAAGCUGCACAUUUAAAAGAGUCAUUUUUACCAACUCUUAACAACAUAAACUGAGUGAUGGAGACUCUACCUCCUCUGACCCAGUCACAGAAGUUCGGGGUCUGGAUUUACGUUUGCUGAAAUGAAUUAAACUGAAUGAUAGCAUGUUGCCAUCACUCACACAGACACGUUAUAUUGUAUCGUUCACAACUGUGGAAUGUUUCCUGAGUUACUGCUGGACAAAGAGCUGAGAGACUCAAUCGCUGUUUUUAUCACAGAUUUGUGGGUUAACUGAGAAGAGUUUAUCAUUUAGGAGUUUAUUCUAUUUGGGAAAACAAGGAUUAAAUCAGUGAUUGUUGUGCAAAAGCUCCAAUUUGAAGCUGAUGAAAUUACACUACAUUUAUUUACACCCCUUAAUUAUUUUCAACACAAGAGAUUUUUAUUUGGAUCUGCACCAAAUUGCACAGACUCAUAAAUAGCAGUCCCCUAAACAUUCUUGAUAAGAAUCCAUGAAUUAUUCUCUGAGAAGUCAACAAAAAUGUUGAAAAACAUUAACCUCGCAAUGUUCAGGAAUAUAAAAAAUCCAUUACUGGAUCCACUCUCUGAUUCUGAUCUGCACCAAAAUUGAAUGGGUUCUAUUUUGGGUCGUGCUCAAGCAGCUCACAAAAUUUUAUGGAAAUCGGUUUAGUCCUUUUUUGCUGCUGCGUAACAAACGCAAUUAAGUCAAAUUAAAAGCUUAAAUAGAUUUGUGAGGGAAUUGAACAAAUAUGUUAAUAUAUGGAUCCAGUGACAAAGAUAACUGAAGCUGUUCAUGGUGGCUCUUCUGGUAGUUGUCACUCAUCUGUAUGAUGAAGUGUUGGCAGCUGAUUAGCUUCAAUGUGAUGGUAUUCAUGUGUCAGUACUGCAGAGAAUUUAUACUGUGCCUGAGUUAACUUCAUCAUACUUAUACACAGGUUUUCCACCUGUAAGUGAAUCAUCAAUGCUGCACCAACGACACAGAGAAAAUAUCUAUGUAUUUUAUUUGGUCUGUGAAUGUUAUCUAUGUGUACUUUUCACUGAAAACAGCAUUUGUGGUAAUUGUACUGUAUCACCUUGUGUUUUGGGGAUUUUAUCUAUCACAGUGCCAGAGGUCAUGCUGAAGUCGUUCUCUGAUGAAUGUUUACCGCUGGUGACCGUGGAGAAGUUCACCCACACAUUUCACAUUUCAAUGAUACAUUAAAAAAUAUAUAUAUAUUUUCCAUGGUCCCCUCCAGACUUUGCAGAUGUAAAGAGCAGUGACAAUGUUGACAGCCUGACUUGUCAUGCAUUGUUACCAAUGCACCUCAGAACCGAUAUGACCUGUAAAGCACGUCAAGCUUGUGGUCAGUGCUGCUGUUUGAGUUUGGAAAAUGUAAAAAAAACACAAACAUGUUUACUUAUUGAAGAAACCAGCAUGAUUUUGCACAAUUAAACU
Messenger RNA from Limanda limanda (common dab), 3260 nucleotides. It is a transcript of the gene dipk1aa, whose product is annotated as divergent protein kinase domain 1Aa. The transcript has 6 exons. Lineage: Eukaryota; Metazoa; Chordata; Actinopteri; Pleuronectiformes; Pleuronectidae. Bases 474 to 1760 code for a protein of 428 amino acids. The record is from RefSeq and is a predicted model, not a curated record.